AUGGUGGACGAGACUAUCACGAAUUUGGACGAGGCGGCGGUCGGUGGUGUGGUGGACGAGGUGGCGGACGUGGAAUUCGCGGAGGAAGUGGAGGCUGGGGAGGAGAUCGAGGUGUCUCGAGCACAUCCGAUGGAACAACGACUUCAAGUGUUCAAGUCAAGCAAUUCUCAAUUCGAUUUGCUCUCGCAAGGCGAAGCUGCCGAUCGAUUUGCUCCAAUUGUGUACACAGAGAAGAUUCAUCCACGGAUUGAGCCAGCUAACCGAACUGGAAUGGAAGUGGUGAAGCUUGCAACAAACAUCUUUCCAAUUCGUACCGAUCCAAAUCGUGAGGUCUCCCGCUACGACGAGAAGCAAAGGAUAUUCGUAUCACCAUUCGCCCUUGCACUGAUUCAGCUCAUCACUUCACUAUUGGAGAUGCGGAAGCGAAGAUUGCCAACGGAGAAAGGAAUCCGCUUCAUUGAAGGCGCCGAGUACAAGGAAACCACGCCAGAUGCUCGAUUAGUGGCGGCCCUUGUAUUGGAUGCGAAGAUUGGAACUUUUUACAAGGCGAACGGACUUGGUGAAACAAUUGCUCAACUGAACAAAUGGGAAGGCGUUCAUCAAGUUCAAUGGGAUCCGGGGAUCAAAAAUCAUCUCGACGAGCUUGAUCUUUCAAGGAACUCUCCAAUUAUGGCUGGAUUUGGCAUCUCUGUUGAUUCAAAGCCUUUGCAAGUUACUGGCUUCCGUCGACCUGCUCCGAAAGUUCAAUAUGGCGCAUCGAGAUCUGUGCCUACAGAUUUAAAGAAAGCUGGCUGGAAACAGGGAAAAGAAACUUACACUGAGGGCGCUGUUGUGGACAAGCGUUACAUUGCAUGGAAUGAAAACCCACAAGUUCUACCACAAAUUCAAGCUGAAUCGACUGACUACGCAAAGCUUCGUUUCAUCGUCAACCUUUUCAUCGGCUUUUUCCUUUCAAUUGGUUCAUAUUAUCUCGUCUGGAAAAAUAUCAACUUUGCCAUCGAAUAUCACAAAGUGUCGUCAAUCAUUCUAAAAUGGAUUGUAAUCAUCGGAAACACGCUAGCUUUUGCCUACAGCAAGUCGUAUCGUUGUGGACUAUGGAUCUUUGUCCUAGGCGUUUUUGGCACAAGUGGACAAACCCUAUUGAGCAUCUUUGUGUUCGACAAUGUUCGCGCUGGUCCAAUCGACAACAUCAUCACGAAUUUCAAGAUUGCCACCGACAAUGUGGUUUGCGGAGUGAAAAUCUCGACGGAGUUGGCGUCUGCACGAAGGAAGACACUGAUUGGACCUAUGCGUGAGACGCUGAAAGACACGCUGACCAAAAUUCUCGAGUUGAAGGGAGAUUUUUCGUUCGUUGAUCAGAAAGAAGUAAAAGAAAGUGAUGAUGAAAAGUUGGAUCGAAUGAUUGAUCAAUCGGCUUUGGAUUUGGCACAACGAACAAACAUGUUAAAUGAGGAUAAUCGAACGGUCACUUUUCGCAAGCCAUUUUACACGAAAUUCAAGGAAAAGUUUGUACGUGAUAUGGGCAAAAAGAUGAAGCAGCAAUGCACGCAAAUUUUCGAUAAAGGGAGUCUCAUCUGUUCACAAGCUUUUGCUGCAUUAAAAGAACAAUGUCAACAACAAGCGCCGUUCUUGUUGAGCACUUUGAUUUGCAAGCCGCUUGACGCUUUGGAUAUUUGUGAGGAUGAUAAACGAAAAGAACAAGGCUACGACGUAUGCAAUAGUGUGCUAGGAAAAAAUUCGCCACAAGAUUUGAAACAAGAAAGCAUCGAUAGGCGUAGCAUUUCAAAGCAAAUUGCUGAAGAAAUGGAGACAAAGAUUCGAGUGGUAAAUGUGGAGGCACCGAGAGUUGCAUCAGCUCUUCACAUAAAAACCCUGGAAGCAAGAAUUCUUCAUCUGAUGCGAUUAGCAAAGGAAGUUGUCAAAUCUUUGCAAAGUGUUCUCGCCGCCCUUCUCGUUUUGGUCAUAUAUCUCGAUUUUGACAAAGCUUUCAAGAUGUCUGAUGCGUACACGAAUGAUUUGGGCUUCGAAAAUCGGAGUAUUACCUCUGCUUUCGGUAAAAUUGAUAAUGAGAGGGAAACAAGAAAUCAAAAGACUCUUCCAUUUAUUGGAAAGUUAUCGAGCUUGGAGAAGCGGCAGUUAGGGAUUACCAGCCAAUAUUUCAGGUUUCCAAAAUGGAAAGAAUUAAAACAAUUCUGGUUACCCGUUUCGAAAUUUGUGACUCUUUGUGUGGUGGUGAUAAUAAUUGUAGCCGUUGAUCAUUUGCUUUAUCGGGCGAUCAAUGCCAUAGUUGACGGGGUCCCGAAAGGCAUCAAAAGCAUACAACUACCGACACUUCAUUUAAACGUGACGGGCGUGGGGAUCUUCCCGAAAAUGCUGCGGAAACUCUUCCAGCUUAAAAACGAAACUGUUCAACCGAUUUUCGUUUUGGAUGAUUGCUUGUUAAAGCCAUCUCUACCCGAUUAUGACAUUUAUGUGGGUACGAUUUUUCUUCCAUUGCUUUUCAUGUUCUUUUCCCAGAUUUUGCUUGCAUUUUUGCCAAAACGAGUGAUCUUAUUCUGCUUCUUGCCCUAUAUGUUUCCCCGAAAAGCCCGUGCUCGUGUGAUUUGGCUCUACAACUUGUGUUUGAAACAUCGUUUGAUUGCUCGUGAAGAGGCUCGUCGACGCAUUGCUUUCUUCGUCAAAUGGCGAAAAGAACGAAAAGAAGAGAAAGAUGAGGAAGAUGAGGACGAUGAUGAUUUGUACUUCUGUUUCGCGAAAAACUCAUUGAUACGCCGCGUGAUCGUCGACAAUUUGUACAGGCCAUUUGAGUGUUUCUUAUGUCAAACAUAUCUUCGCGCGUGGCAAACACACAAAUGUGAACAAUGCCCUGCCACAUAUUGCAAAUUGUGUUGGACAGAGCUGACGGAGAAAUGCUACGCUUGUCAGGUGGAACACCAAGAAGCUGCGAUCGACCCG
Messenger RNA from Mesorhabditis belari, 2955 nucleotides. The record is from the annotation of a GenBank genome assembly. NCBI's taxonomy places the organism in Eukaryota, Metazoa, Nematoda, Chromadorea, Rhabditida, Rhabditidae.